GGCGCUGAGAGGGGCUGAAGAUGGCAGCGGAGCCUGGUACGACCGCGGUGCGGGAGCCGCACAGGUUUGACCAGGGAGCGCUGGAGAAAUACCUCUCCCGCCACUUGGCCGGGUUUCCUGUGCAGCCCCCCGACGCGCUGGCAGCCCGGCAGUACAGCUCAGGCCAGUCCAAUCCAACCUUUUACUUGCAGAAGGGUUUUAGGACAUAUGUGCUUAGGAAGAAGCCUCAUGGCCCUCUUCUGCCUAGAGCUCACAAGGUUGAGAGAGAAUAUCAUGUGCAGAAAGCAUUAUUUUCAGCUGGAUUUCCAGUUCCUGAGCCCCUACUGUAUUGCAGUGAUGUUUCUGUGAUUGGAACUGAAUUUUAUGUGAUGGAACAUGUACAGGGUCGCAUAUUCCGAGACAUCACACUACCUGAAGUCAGUCCAGCGGAGCGAUCUGCUUUGUAUGUUGCUAUGAUAGAAACCCUGGCCCGGUUGCACUCAUUCAGUUUGCAUUCAUUGGGUCUCCAAGGAUAUGGCAGAGGACCGGGAUACUGUAGGAGGCAGGUUACAACUUGGAAGAAACAGUAUGAUGCAUCUGCUCACGUAGACAUUCCUGCUAUGAACCAGCUGGCUGAGUGGUUAAUGAACAACUUGCCAGCUGGUGAUAAUGAGGAAAAUCUGAUUCAUGGAGAUUUUAGAAUAGAUAACAUCAUUUUCCAUCCAAGAGAGGCUCGUGUUGUGGCAGUCCUGGACUGGGAACUUUCAACCACUGGGCAUCAUUUAGCAGAUUUAGCUUAUACUGCUGCAUUUUACUUCUGGCCUAACACAAUUAAACAAUUAGGCCAAGGGGGUACCUUGAGUUUUAGAGAUACUGUAGGAAUUCCAUCAUUUGAAGAAUUGACUUCAGUUUACUGCCGCUGCAGGGGUAUUAGCACAGAUUUACCCAACUUGAAUUUCUUUCUUGCUCUUUCAUAUUUUAAAAUAGCUGGAAUAUGCCAGGGUGUAUAUGCUAGAUAUCUCCUUGGAAAUUCUUCUGCAGAGAAUAGUUAUGAGUUCGCUGAGAUGGUGAAACCCUUGGCAGAAACCGGAUUACUGCUCUCAAAAAGAACUUCUUUCACCAGUGAUGCACAACCCAGCAGUACAGGAGAGCUGUUCCAGCAAACUAAAAAAGGCCAGGAGGUUCUGCGGAAGGUGAAGCAGUUCAUGAAGCAGCACGUGUUUCCAGCUGAAAAGGAAGUGGUUGAGUACUAUGCCAGGGAUGAAAAUUCAUUGGACAGAUGGAAGAAACCUUCAGUGAUUGAGAAACUGAAGGAAAUGGCCAAAGCAGAGGGUCUGUGGAACCUCUUCCUGCCAGCCAUCAGUGGUCUGAGUCAGGUUGACUAUGCAUUAAUUGCAGAGGAGACAGGAAAAUGCUUCUUUGCCCCAGAAAUUUUCAAUUGUCAAGCACCAGAUACUGGAAACAUGGAGGUCCUGCAUUUGUAUGGGUCUGAAGAGCAAAAGAAACAGUGGCUUGAGCCUCUUCUUCAAGGGAAAAUUAGUUCUUGCUUCUGCAUGACAGAGCCUGAUGUUGCUUCGAGUGAUGCCACCAACAUGGAAUGCAGCAUUCAGCGAGAUGGAGAUAGCUAUGUAAUCAAUGGCAAGAAAUGGUGGAGCAGUGGGGCUGGGAAUACAAAUUGCAAAGUUGCAAUUGUGAUGGCCAAAAAUAAAAAUCUUUCUGCAUCCAGGUACAGACAGCACAGUAUGAUCAUAGUUCCACUGGACAUACCAGGCUUGAAACUUGUAAGACCUCUUUCCGUGUUUGGCUACCUGGAUCAGCCCCACGGUGGACAUUUUGAAAUACAUUUUAAUGAAGUGCGAGUACCUGCCUCCAAUUUAAUACUAGGUGAAGGAAGAGGUUUUGAGAUCGCUCAGGGUCGGCUUGGGCCAGGCCGUAUUCACCACUGCAUGAGAUCCAUAGGUACAGCUGAAUCUGCUGUACAGAUAAUGUGUGAGCGUGCAGCUCAGAGGGUGACCUUUGGGAAGAAACUGUACCAUCAUGAGGUUGUUGCCCAUUGGAUUGCUGAAAGCCGCAUCGCUAUUGAGCAGGCCCGAUUGCUUACACUGAAAGCAGCCAGCAGCAUUGAUACCAAGGGCAGUGCACAAGCAAGGAAAGAGAUAGCUAUGAUCAAGGUGGUUGCACCCAGAGCUGUCCUUAAAGUGCUGGACUAUGCAAUCCAAGUUUGUGGAGGAGCUGGAGUUUCUCAGGAUUUUCCUUUGGCUCGUAUGUUUGCCUUUAUUCGGACCCUGCGAAUAGCUGAUGGGCCUGAUGAAGUUCACCUCUCAGCAAUUGCAAAACUGGAACUACAGGACCAAGCCAAGCAACUGACCUCAAAGAUGUAAAAGUUUAGUCUAAUUGUACAAGAGCAUUACUGCUGUUUUAUGAGGAACACCUCUGAAUGACUUGGAGGGAAGGGCAACACUCAGGGUAUUUGAACUGAAAUUAUCUAUAUUUUUAAUAUUUACCAAAAUGUUAAUUUUCUACAUUCUUUACUGAUAAGUUUAAUAGUUCAAGGGUAACUUGAAUUUGUUUUGCUUAGAGGUACUUGUGUCCUAAGCUGUUAAAUAACAUUUUUCCAGUUAAUCUUCCAGCUAGUGACCUGAAAGGUUACUUUAUCAAGCCCUUAGUUGUUCUUAUGUCACUGAUGUUCUCUCAGUCCAGGCCUCUGUGAAGCUGUCUGUUUAUAGGGCACUGCAUCCAGCUAAAGCUUGCAGUUUACUGUUUAAGAUUUAAAGUGUCACUAAUGCAUUGAAUAAGUCUGAAUAAAAGAUUUCUCCCCCAACAGUCCAAUGCUGCUGCUUUGCUAAAGGAUCAACAGUGUUUAGGGAGACUCCAUUUCUUCUAGAUCUUUCCUAAAGGCAAAAAAUCUUGGACAAGUGUUGCUCAUACCACAAGCCAAAAAUGCCUUAAAUCUACCAAAUGAUCCAGCCCACCACAGACAAGUAAUAACUGUCUAUACCUUGUGUAAAGUCAAGUCGGCAGGAGUUGUGGGAGGAAUUAAGGAAACAAGACAAAGCUUUUGCUUGCUCUCAGAUUCUAGCCGGUUCUAAAGAAACACUUUCUGCAGCUCUUCAGCAGUGUAGUGACAGACAGGCAUCAUAUUUGACAUUGAAUAUUGAUUUUUACUAUGCAUCACUUAUUAACAUAUCAAGUUUUAGAAGGAACUAUUAGUUAGGGAGCAAGUGUUGCAGGCCACACAAACUCAGACCAGAAUGUGGGUAUUUAUUCAGCAAAGCUGAGCAAAGCCUCCACUGCUGCUACUCAUGCUAUUAAGCAUACACUGCUAUUUAUAUUCUGCUAGCUUGAUGAGUCUAUGCACAGGCAGAGGGAUCAUACCCAAGCUUGUAGUGUAGAGGUAGCCAUCCCCUAUGCCAAUGGCAUGUGUCUUCAGUAGACCAGACUGUGACCUCAGCAAAAUCAUACCACUGAAUAUUAAAGGACAGAUUCUUUCCUCAUGUGCACACGUUUACGGACAAAGGUAAAAUUUCAUCCAUCUGUUAGUUAUGGCCAUAAGAAUGACUUUACCCAGCUGAACUUAAUGAAUAUGGAAGGUCAAUGUUGUUAACAUUAUGCAUAACCUCAGCUAUUAGCAGUGUUUAGCUGUGUAUUGGACUACAUCUCCACCACUCCAGGCGGGGGUGACCCAGUACUUUUUUGUAUAAUUAAAAGAUCAAAGGGGCAAUAUAA
Mauremys reevesii (Reeves's turtle) is the source of this 3705-nucleotide messenger RNA. RefSeq names its product acyl-CoA dehydrogenase family member 11 (gene ACAD11). The record is from RefSeq and is a predicted model, not a curated record. Gene Ontology annotation, cellular component: mitochondrion. Bases 21 to 2360 code for a protein of 779 amino acids. The transcript has 20 exons. Gene Ontology annotation, molecular function: oxidoreductase activity, acting on the CH-CH group of donors; flavin adenine dinucleotide binding. NCBI's taxonomy places the organism in Eukaryota, Metazoa, Chordata, Testudines, Geoemydidae.